AUGUCAACACGCAAACUCAAACGCAAUAUUUCUAAUGAUCCAAACAAUGACUACGGUUCCCAUUUUGCUCUCAAGAAACCCAAAAUCCGGAAGCCUCUGCUCCAACACACCGACGCUUAUGAAACUCCUCACCCAACGGCGUUAUCACAAUCCGAAGUCUAUAAGCUACCUUCCUCUGUCGGCGAACGAAUGUCGCCUUCCAAGUUUUCCCCGAUUCCAAAAGCUGUCCAGGUUCAAGCGAAAACGAGCUCUACAAACCUGAAAGAAAAUGCUUCCACCGCAAGUCCGUUCAAUAAAGAUCGGUAUCCGAUGAACAAGAAAUAUGGCUCAAAGAAGCAGAAAAAGCAAAAGGCCAACCCGAAUCUUGCUCUCGAAAGCCCAUUCUAUCCCUCUUCUCCUGCUGCAGUGUCUCUUCGAAAAGAAACUACGCAAGCUGGUCUAGAGAAGCUUCUGACGUUUACUCAGGGCAGUGAAUCACCACCUGCCGUACUCAAACCCAAAUCUACCGCUCGCCGUCCUUCUGCUCCAACACCACCACGAAAAUCAGACUGGAAAGAAAUCAAGGUCGGGAUUCCUACCAAUGGAUCUGCAGUGGAUUUACUUCACGAUGAUAACAACGUGGUCAAAUCCAAAUCUACCGCUAUUACUGCCGCUACCGAAGACGUAUUCCACCGCGCUCCGAACUUUGCAUCUAUAAACUUCAACAGACCACCUUCUCAGCUCUCUUUGUACGACUAUAAUCGUAGCAUCACCUAUUCUCCUGAACGAGGCGGAGACGAGUUUUUCUCCAAUAUCCGGGGCGAAUCUACUCCUUUCAAUAAUGACAAACGUCCACCGCUUUCUGCUAAUACUCGCUCUCUCCGGAGUAGUCACGUCAAUCCCGUUUCUGAUACCGAUACGGAUAGUGAUUCUUGUGAAGGUGGAGGAGCAUUCCACGACUCAGAUUCAGACUUUGAUAUGGGUACGGAACGGAACGAUUCUCUCUUCCCAUCUCUCAAAUUGGCAUCUCGAGCUAGAGCUAGGUCCAAUGGAAGCGGGUAUGUCACGCCUUCAGAGGACGAUGAAGAAGAUCACGACGGAAGCUUACCACGACUUGGAGUACCGAGGUCUCCCUGGAUCAAUGACUCCCUCAUCUCUGCUCCGGAUACGAGGGAUUGGAGACUACCCCCCCGAUCUGCUCCUAGGUAUAUGCGCGGUGAAAAAGAGUUGAAAGAUGCGGAGAUGGAACAGAGCUUUAUGGAGGGUAUGUUCGAGUCAUUGAUCAUCGAUGACGGAACGAGUAAACAAUCGUCCGCUUCCGUACAAAAGUAUUCUCUUCCCCCUUUGGAUUGUGAUGCCGUGCCACCACCAUCGAUGAUCCUACGAACCAGAUCCUUGGGGGAUGCAGACGAACUUCGCGACCUACCUCAAAGUCAAAGCCAGAGUCAACUUGACCCUAAUCAUGAGGUUUCCACGACUUACGCUAAAAGAACCCGAAGCGGAACCGUAGUUCAAGCCCAAAAGCCGGAUGCCGUUGCUACUGGUGCUCCUGUGUUGGCUCCGGCACUCCCAGUCAUCUCCAGUGUCUUCAGACGGACUAGGAGCGGUACAGUCACGGUCGGGUCCGGGAAACCUGGGCUAGGGGUCAUCUCCGGUUCUUUCAUUUCUUCAAACCCUGCUACCUCCUCUGCUGCAGCUUCUUCAGCGACUACACGACGGACACGUAGCGGAACCGUUGUGGUGUCUGCUUCUGCCACUAAUUCUACGAACUCUAAUGAAGGUCUACCACCACCGGCGCCGGCACCAGUAACAGGGAGAAAACGGAGUGGGAGUGUCAUGCAGCUGCCUAUGCUGGAGUCCGUAGGUGAAGCUCAUGCAGUAGUAUCGCGGUCCUCUGGUGAAGUCCCUCCACCACCAAUACGAAGUCGAACUGCCAGCGGGAGAACACGCAGUGGGAGUACGACUGUCCGAGCGCUCGUACCAAUUUUGGCAUCAGUGGGUGAACGUGAAGGCGCUUCUGUGUCUGUUGGUGAGGGUGGUGGUGAUAUGCCAGCGCCAAGGUCCUCGAGGAGAUUGAGGAGUGGUAGUGUCCAAGGUGUCGGGGCUGGGAUCAAGGCCGCGCUAGGAAAACUCCCGAUUCCUGGGAGUGGGAUGUUGGGUAGGAUGUCGGGUAACGGUGCUGGUAAGGCUGCCCUCAGCGUGCCCUCUGCUACUGCUCCGGCGCUGGCACCUGUUUCUCCUUAUCUGGACCACAACGCUGAGAUGGUGGUGGCCGAAGGGUCACGUUCACCGGAUCCGCUCGAAGUGUUGAUGUGGAGUCCUGUCAUAAGGAAACGUGCUCCACCGGAGAACAGAAAGGGACCGACAAGUGUGAAUGCGAAUGCUUGGUUGAAUGUGAUGGCAAUGGACAUAGAUGAAGGACUUGAGGCGGACGAUCCGUUAUUAUUGAAGCCCGGGGAUGAAUUUGAUUGA
Messenger RNA from Marasmius oreades (fairy-ring Marasmius), 2451 nucleotides. RefSeq lists its product as uncharacterized. The record is from RefSeq and is a predicted model, not a curated record. The coding region runs from base 1 to 2451 and encodes 816 amino acids. Lineage: Eukaryota; Fungi; Basidiomycota; Agaricomycetes; Agaricales; Marasmiaceae. The transcript has 2 exons.